Triticum urartu is the source of this 1880-nucleotide messenger RNA. The record is from RefSeq and is a predicted model, not a curated record. Lineage: Eukaryota; Viridiplantae; Streptophyta; Magnoliopsida; Poales; Poaceae.
CCCCGCCAAGCCAGCCCAUUUAAAUAUUCGUAAGAAAAAAAAUCGUGAAAGGGGAUCCACAGCGCAAACGGCGACUGCGAGCACACGACUCCACCACCUCCGCCGGCGAGGGUUAGGGCCUGUGGUCGCCGCCAAGUGGACUCCCGUGCGGCGGCGAUGACGAGGAGAUCUACUUAUGGACCCUUCUUGAUGGCAAGGAACAUUGCAUUACAUGGCCAAACGAAUUGGAGUAAGUCGACUCAGACCAGCCACCUCCCUUGUGGUAAUGCUUUUUUCUGCACCCUCGGCGAGCAAUUUGUAGCCACCAAAGGGAAGAAUAGAGGGAAAAUGAGGAAGGAAACCAAGAAGGUCAAUGUAAGAUCGGCCUUCAUCAUUGAUAAUAGCACCCAUCGCGAUGAGUCUAUAUACAGAAACUCUUUUCUCCAAAAAAUAUGUAGUGUUACAAACCCUAAUGAGACACAACUGGAGCCAAUGAUGUUAUCGGAUCCCACUGAUUGUUUUCCUGACCGAGAAAGAUGUGUUGUGCAUUCUGUACGCUACAUGAUGCAAAUAUUUUCAUUAAAGUUGGCUAAAGUUCCUGUGAACACAAGCUCGGUACAACUAUAUGGAUAUAUAGCUACGCGAGAUUGUCUGGAUUCAUUGCUAAAUUAUAUUGUCAAUCGUAGCAGGGACGAUCCCAUUAUAGUGCAUCAGGGCUCUCUCAUUGAGAUGACUGGCCCUAAGAGGGGAAUCACAAUGACCUCUCCUGUUCUAGUUGAGUUUGACAUGAGGAUCAGGAAAGGAGAGCAAGAAGAAGAUGAUCUACAAUUAAUUGACGGUGCAAUAGACUGCGAACUAACCACACCUUCCCGUCCAUCCACUAACCGCAUUAAUGGCGAUUGUGGAGCAGUUGACAUCACUUUGGCCCGCGUUCCAGGUGCGGUGGAGGCCACUAUAGAUGUUAUUAUAUCAAAAGUGCAGAGCGGAUUCAGUUUAUCUCUGAGCUCGUUUGUGUUUGCCGGUGGGUCACAUGAGGGAAUCGAACUCUUUUGUGGUACUAUCGGUGAGUCAUGUGGCUUAACAAGAAGAUAUGUGAUUGCUGUACAGAUGGGUAGUUGGAUGCAUUUGAAGUUCAAUGUAGGUCAGAAAGGCUCUGAAUAUGACGAUCUGGAACGCUAUUGCCGCUUCAAAGCAGACAUCCAUGGGUGUGACUGUCGACAAAUAAUACUUGAGCAUGCAUCAAUCUCGCUGAAGGUGACUUGGUUGAUUGUGCGAUAAAGUCGUUGUGUUUUGUAUUCAGACUUUACUGGAAUUAUUUGGUCUUGCACUGGAUGGAUACAUGUCCACUUGGCACUGAAUGCAUCUAUCUCCUGCCGGCAUGCUCCACCUGCGCGCUCUUGCGGCGCGGCUAUCUCCAGUUCGUCCCAGAUGAGAAGGGAAGCAGUAAAGAUGUGGGGAUGCACCUUGGUGUUCACAAAGCUGGGGAGCCCAAGAAUCAGCAUGGUCGAUGAUUUCAACUCCAGGGGCACCAGGGCCGAAUGAUGGAAGGACCGGAGGCAGCGAGGACGACGUCGACGAUGCUCCAUUGUACGAUUUGUGCCCGAUGCAAAUCUGAUGCUCCGCUGCACUUUUCGUCCAGGCAUCAACGGCUUGAUCAAGUGGAUCAUGCACAAAUCGUCCAAGUUGCGUCGUGUGUAUAGCACUGUUUAAUAUUUAAAUUCUUAGGCCAACUCCAACGCGCCGCCGCUGUUUUUCGAUCUAGGGUUCCACCCGUGGUGCUCCGAGGGAGUGACGCGGGGGAGCGGGGUUUUGCACAUUAAGGUCCUCUCAGGUCCAGCUUUGCCCACAAAAAUAAAUAAGAAAUGAAAAAUUGAUGUUAGUUUUUGAGAAGGAUACAUUUA